Messenger RNA from Trichoderma asperellum CBS 433.97, 1059 nucleotides. RefSeq lists its product as uncharacterized. Lineage: Eukaryota; Fungi; Ascomycota; Sordariomycetes; Hypocreales; Hypocreaceae. Gene Ontology annotation, molecular function: 2-oxoglutarate-dependent dioxygenase activity. The record is from RefSeq and is a predicted model, not a curated record.
AUGGUUGAGAACCUUCCUCCUAACGCUCCAACCGCAAAUCUCCAAACGGUGGACCUUGAAAGACUUAUUGAACAAAGUGAAGAUGAGAUCAACAAACUUUUAAGAGCUUCCGUUCUUGACGGCUUCUUUUAUCUCGAUCUGCGUAGUAUUUCUGCCAAGAACGGUAUACUUGAACAUGUCAAUGAUAUUUUCACUCUUGAAGAGGAACUAUUUGGCCUUGACAAUAGUGAAAAGCUGAAAUAUGAUGUAGAUAAGAUGGGUGGAAAAUUUGGUAAGAUGAAAUUGAGUGGGUAUAAGCCCAUGGGACGCAACUUCGGCGGCAUUGGUGGUAAAUCUGAUGGUUUUGAAAGCUAUAGCAUCCCUAAAGAUGGUAUCCUUAACCUCGAAGAGACUGGGGAUUUUGUUCGGCCACCUCCUAUUGAUGCUCACAAAGAGUCGCUCGAAAAAUUCAUUGCCUUUGUGCAGCACGCCAGUCAAGCAAUUUACAAGGCUUUAUCGUCGGCUCUUUGCCUUGAUCCUUCAGAGGUAUUCGAAAAUUUUCAUCGACCAAAUAUGCAAUCUCCCGACUUGUUGCGUCUACUGAAAUACCAUCCUCAGCCUAUUACUGAACGCGGCGCUCCUCAGACUCCUCACACCGAUCUUGGUAGCCUAACUUUCCUAUUUACACGCCAGAACGGGCUACAAGUUCUCCCUCGAGGUGCACAAGAUUGGCUCUACGUGGCAUGCAAGCCUGGCCAUGCUGUUAUUAACCUUGGAGAUGGCAUGUCUCUCUUGUCUAAUGGGCUGUUGCAAUCUUGUCUUCAUAGGGUUGCCCCAUUACCGUCGGAAGCAUUCAAAACGCGCUAUUCUUUUGCUUACUUGCAACGUGCUGAGGAUGAUACCAUUAUGAGAGGCCUGAAAAGCCCUGUCAUUCCAAAGAGCGACCCUCAAGCACGGAGUCACACAAGUGCCGAAUGGUUAGUCAAGAAAUUUGGAAUGCUACGAGGGGCCACAUAUAGCAAGGAGGAAAGCUGGGUUUUGACAGGCGUCAAGCCCCAACAGCUGAUUACGACUCAGUAA